UAACGAGAGUAUACUUUUUCAAAUUGAGUUUGCGUCGGCUGGUUGUGCCGUUUCAGCUCUUUGUUACUUUUUCAGCGUCUCUGGUGUUUGCCCAACUGUGAUUUGCACUUUUCCACGGUGUUCGUGAUCGUGAGUCGUGUCCACCGGUCGUCCCCGUGCUUGACCAGUGAAGGCAGAUUGUAGGGACCCUUCUUCCGAAAUGUCUUCAGUUCAACUGGCUGUCGAGAGACUGCAGGGCCUCUUCGAUGCUCGGGCAGCCGAAGUGGAAACCGUCAUCAUGCAGGCAAGGAGUGCGCUCGACAAGAACGCAAAGAACUGCGGUGACACCGUCGUCGCCAUGAUUCAGGAUUCCGGCAAGUUCGACAGAACGUCUUGGGCGUCGGCCAUCGAAGACAUAGAGCGAGAAGCUAGUUCUCUGCCGCAGGAGACUGCGCGAACGGACGAAAUGCUUGCAAGCCUUUCUUCGACGAUGGCCAGCAUCAAUGACGCACUGCAGAAGCUGUGAAGGACUGCUUGUUGCUCAAAUUUUGAAUAUGUUCUCGACAGUUAAUAUCAACUGCCUUGUUUCUUUGACGGA
This is a messenger RNA of Ixodes scapularis (black-legged tick), 577 nucleotides long. RefSeq lists its product as uncharacterized. The transcript has a single exon. NCBI's taxonomy places the organism in Eukaryota, Metazoa, Arthropoda, Arachnida, Ixodida, Ixodidae. The record is from RefSeq and is a predicted model, not a curated record. Bases 200 to 505 code for a protein of 101 amino acids.